Charadrius vociferus (killdeer) is the source of this 1509-nucleotide messenger RNA. It is a transcript of the gene PNLDC1, whose product is annotated as poly(A)-specific ribonuclease (PARN)-like domain containing 1. Gene Ontology annotation, cellular component: endoplasmic reticulum; cytoplasm. Lineage: Eukaryota; Metazoa; Chordata; Aves; Charadriiformes; Charadriidae. Gene Ontology annotation, biological process: nuclear-transcribed mRNA poly(A) tail shortening. The record is from RefSeq and is a predicted model, not a curated record. Gene Ontology annotation, molecular function: poly(A)-specific ribonuclease activity; RNA binding.
AUGGAGUUCACUGGCUUACAUUCAACUGUCCCGCAAAAUAACCAGCCCAGCCUGUUCGAUUCCCCUGCGGAGCGGUACCGGAAGGCCAGGCAGAGCGUCCAGCGUUUCACUGUUGCACAGCUCGGGCUGGCAAUAUUCUCAAAUGAAAAUUCAAACAAGUAUGUGGUACAUUCGUACAACUUCUUUCCCUCAACACUGGGAGUUACGGAUGUCGAAUUCACCCUCUCCGCAUCUAGCAUUCAGUUCCUGUCUCAUUAUGGCUUUGACCAUAGAAAGUUCCUUGAAGAUGGAAUCCCAUACAUGAAUGAGGUACAGGAGAAGAUCUUUAGCCAGCAUCUCUUAGCAGGUAGCUCGGAAGUCAGCAGUGCCCUGAACAGGGAUGUGCUGAAGAAGGCUAUUGAUGAAGUGACCUGUUGGAUAGCUGCAGCAGAGGAAGAGGAGUCCAUGAUUCUGCAGGAUCUGAGUGGCUAUCAGAUGUUUGAAGUUCAGCUUGUUUUGAGAAAGGCUCUCCAAAAUGUUUGGACACAGCCUCUUGGAGACAAGAAGGUAAUGGUGAAAAAAGUGAGUCCACAGCAUCGCCAGCUUCUGGAGAACUCUCCUUAUGACUACUGCCAGAAGGAGCUCAUUCUCCUGUCUGCCCGAGGCUUCACCAACCUCUUCCAGACACUUGUUAAAGCCAAGAAGCCCCUGGUGGGACACAACAUGCUUAUGGACCUUAUGCAUCUUCACGACAAGUUCUACAAGCCCCUUCCAGAAAGCUACGAGGAGUUUAAAAGGAACAUUCACAACCUGUUUCCUGUCCUCAUAGACACCAAGACCGUAACAAAAUCCAUCUGGAAGAAAUGUCUGUUUCGUCAUGUAACUAAUCUUUUGGAGGUGUAUGAGAUUUUAUGCAGCAGCAACCUCAAUCCCAAAGAUUCAGCGUGCCCAGUGAUAACUCUUGCAAGUGACUGCUCAAGAUACGCUGUGAAGAAAUCUCCUCACGAGGCAGGCUAUGAUGCAUUUCUCUGUGGUUCAGUUCUUCUGAAGUCAGCUCAUUUGCUACUGUGCAGAUCCACAGAUGAUGCAGUGGAGGCUGAUCCUUCUUUCUCUCAGUAUCUCACCGUGUUAGCCGAGUAUCUGAACAAAGUGAAUUUCAUCCGAGGUGGUGUUUCAAGCAUUAAUUUUUCUGGGGAAGACGUUUCCUGCAAACAUCCCCCUGCCUUGGUUGUCCAUGUCCGAGGCUGGCCAGGGCUGAAUGAAAGGCAGAUUUACAAAGAGUUUAAAGCUCUUUGUCGCUUUGACGUCAGACAGCUUUCAAAGAACCAGUUCCUUCUGCUCUCCAACAAAUUUAAGCAUGUCAGGCUGGUUCUGCGAGAUUAUAAGCAUCACCCUCAUCUGCGGGUUUCCGUCUAUGGCCGCUGGAGGCACUCUCCGCACGUCAGCUGCCUGCUGCAAGUCUCUGGUAUUGUGGCACUAUGGUCUCUCUUGGCCUUUGUACUCGGAGGAGCUCCUUGCUGUUCAUUGUAA